Molecule: messenger RNA, 1764 nt
Organism: Varanus komodoensis (Komodo dragon)
Lineage: Eukaryota; Metazoa; Chordata; Lepidosauria; Squamata; Varanidae
Gene: ANKDD1A
Product: ankyrin repeat and death domain containing 1A
Exons: 15
Coding region: 54-1580 (508 amino acids)
Biological process (GO): signal transduction; positive regulation of transcription by RNA polymerase II
Cellular component (GO): nucleus
Molecular function (GO): transcription cis-regulatory region binding; protein binding
Source: RefSeq, a predicted model, not a curated record
GUCACCGCCCCGUCCCGGCAAAGAUGCUCCGUCGGUGAGAGGCGGCGGAGAGCAUGGAGGACGACCUGGCUUCCGAGGACGAUACGCUGCUUCUUUCGGAAAAGGAGUUCCAUGAUGCAGCCAGACGAAAUGACACGGCGCGCAUGGCUGAGCUAAUCGAGAGAGGCGUGGACGUCAAAGCCAAGAACAAUCUAGACCGGACCGCUCUCCACUGGGCCGCGGGAGCCGGGCACGUGCAGGCGGUGCGGCUCCUCCUGGCACACGAUGCCGCCGUGAACGAUGAGGAUAAUUUUGGGAUGAACGCGCUGCUCUUGUCGGCUUGGUUCGGCCACCUGCGCAUCGUUCAGAUCCUCGUCAACGCCGGUGCCAAAACCAACUGCGUGAACAAGAAUGGGCGCGGCCUCUUGCACUGUGCGGCCCAGAGAGGUCACAUCAACGUGAUCGAGUUUCUCAUAGAAGACCUAGAGGAUGUGCGGCUGGAUAAGAAAGACAAGAUGGAGAGAACUGCAUUUCAUUUGGCUGCAGAGAAUGGACAGCUGGAGGUGGUGAAGUUCCUGAUUUUGGCUGGCUGCAAAUGCAGCAUCAAGGACAAGGACAAGAACACGGCAAUGCAUUUAGCUGCCAAGAACGGGCAUGCAGAGGUGCUGCAGAAGCUUAUAGAAGCUGGCAUGAGCCUUGAUGAGAAGAACAGGGAGGGGCUGACUGCGCUGCACCUGGCUGCCGAGGGAGGCCACCACGGAUGCCUGAGGCUGCUGCUCGAGGCCGGCUGCGAUGUCCGUGCCCAAACCCAGAAAAAGAUGACUUGUCUUCAUUACGCCGCGCUGAAUGGCUUCGAGGACGCGGCCAGAAUGCUCAUUGCCGCGGGAGUCCAGACAGACGCCCUGAAUUUCCAAAACGCCUCAGCUAUGCACAUCGCGGUGCUACAGAACCAUCCAGCCCUCGUUAGGCUCCUAAUCGAUGCCGAAUGUGACUUGGACAUCCUUGAUAACAGACAGCAGAGUCCUCUCCAUAUCGCUGCCGAACAUGGGAGACAAGAAAUUGCUGAGAUGAUCCUAAUCGCCGGUGUAAACUUGAAACUGACGGACAAGCAAGGAAAAACAUCCCUAGAUAUUGCUGCCCGUGGGAACCACAUCAACUUAGCCGAUAUGAUCAUCAAAGCCGAUCGGUUUUACAAGUGGGAAAAGGAUAAUUUGAACAGUGACUCCGACUCCUGGGUAGCCAAGCACUUAACCUUCAGGCAGGACCACCGGCUGGAGACUCAGCACAUCCGCUCGGUCCUGUGGCGGCUCGCCACCAAAUACCUCAAACCCAGCGAGUGGAAGAAGCUAGCACAUUACUGGAAAUUCACCGAGGGACAUAUCAGAGCGAUUGAACACCAGUGGGCGGGUGGCAAAAGCUACAGGGAGCACGGCCACAGGGUCUUGCUGAUCUGGCUCCAUGGUGUGAUCAUGGCAGGCGAAAACCCUGUCAAAGGACUCUACGAAGGCCUGGUCGGCAUUGGGAGGCGCGAUCUGGCAGAAAGCAUCAGGAAACAGGCAAACGCAGAAUCUAUGUCUCCAAGGAGGUGUACUGCGAUGUGAACGCAAGAGGGAAAAGAAGACGCUGCUGCGUGUGUUAACUUUUGAAAGUUUUACUCAGGACUGGCAUCAAGGGGACUGAAGCAUUUUUAACUAUUGGCCAAAACAUUUCUAUGACCUCUAAGGGCUUCUUGCCAUAGUAAGUGGCAACGUUUUCCACUGACCAAAUUGCAUAAUUUAUUCAAUG